Molecule: messenger RNA, 426 nt
Organism: Parnassius apollo (apollo)
Lineage: Eukaryota; Metazoa; Arthropoda; Insecta; Lepidoptera; Papilionidae
Source: the annotation of a GenBank genome assembly
AUGGAAGUAUUUGGCCAGUGCCAUCAACAGGGUCAUGCGAUUGGAUAUGAAGCAGGAAAUAAUGGGUGUGGGUGUGGGGGAAGAAAUGGACUGGGUAUCAUCAAUAACUUAGGCAACGACUACGGGUGGAGUCACGGGUCAGGUAAUGUUGGUUGUGGCUGCGGGGCAUUAAAUGGUCCUAGCAUCAUGAAUAACUUGGGCAACGGCUACGGAUGGAGUGGUACUGAAGUCGUCGGAGCCUACGGUGGAGUCGGUACAGGUGACUUGUAUAUCGCUGGCGAGCUGCCAGUCGCAGGCGUCACCACAGUCGCUGGACACGUACCGAUACUAGGUGCCGUGCGAUUCGGAGGCGGAGUGCCCGCAGCUGGAACCGUCUCUAUUUGCGGAAAAUGUGACUGUGAUUGCAACGGCCUUCCAUGGUUUUGA